CCUUUUCCGGCGUUGUCAUGGCGGCGACUCUGGGGCAGGUGUGUGCCCUGGUGCUGGUGGCCGUGCUGUGGGGCGGCUCCAACCCGCUGCUGAAGAGGGCCGCGGGCAACGUGGAGCCAGCACCAGAGGGGAGCCGGCUGGGGCAGCUCCUGCACGAGAUGAAGUUCUUGUUCUUCAACUACCAGUAUCUGGUGCCCCUUUGCCUCAACCAGUGUGGCUCUCUGAUCUACUACCUUACCCUGGCAUCAACAGAUCUGUCCCUGGCUGUGCCCAUCAGUAACUCCCUGGCUCUUGUUGUCACCCUGGUUGUCGGGAAGUUCCUUGGGGAAGACAUUGGUGGAAAAUGGCCUGCCCUGGGAAUGGUGCUCACCAUCUCCGGAAUCAUGCUCUGCAUUGCAAGUUCAGUGGGCAAGACAGAAUAACGACAGGAUCCUGUGGCCAGCCCCACCCAGAGACGACGGAGCAUUGGAGCAGGGAACCCUGGGCCGGGGGAUCUUGAGCCACCCAUGCUUGAGCUUUCCUUGAGAAGGCUGUCUUUGACUUCUUGGCAGUGGCCUCUUCCUCUAUGAUUCAGUGAGGCCUAAUGGGGAGGAGGGGGGCUCAAAGACUUUACCACUUUGAACCUGAAGUUUCAUGCCUUGGAAACACCCCCCUUCGUUGUGUGACCCAACCUCUCUCAUGACCUUGGCCUCCAGCCAACAUUGUGGUUUGUACAUAGCACCCUGGAUGUCAGGUGCAGAGUGCUCCUCAAGCUCAAACUUAGGGGCCUUCGGAGCCUUGGUGUGAGCUGAUGUGGGCUGUGGCUGGUGGUGAGUCAGAGCCCGCAUGUGCUGCAGUCAGUUAGACGCCUUCCUUCCCCUCUCCAUCUGCAGCCCUGGAAGGGGCCCCUUGUGCCCUAGGCCAAGAGGCUAGCUUCAUCACCAGCUUUUGCUCCUCUAACUCUUUCCUGGUCCAGGCUUUAAAGUGGAAUAUGUUCUGGAGAGAUGGGUAAACAAGGCUCAGACAACCGAGAAGCAGAGAAGACUAUUUUCUUUAUUAGGCCAAAGCUUCUCCCGAAGUGUGUAUGCCCCUGUCCUCCCUACCCCACCUUGUGUCACACCCCACAGGGUAGAGGAAGGUAAGCCUUCCUCUCCCCUGGAAGCAGAGGCUUUCCCUUCCUUAGGCAGGCUCACUGCAGGUUUGUGGGCCAGGCAGACUAAAAGGGUCUGUGGAAACCUCUAGCAAGAUCCUGGCAGGAGGCUGGGGGACCACAGCGGAAGAGGGUGGAUCGGUUCAAUAAAAGGCUGUGCCAUGGC
Messenger RNA from Trichosurus vulpecula (common brushtail), 1295 nucleotides. RefSeq names its product transmembrane protein 234 (gene TMEM234). The record is from RefSeq and is a predicted model, not a curated record. The transcript has 5 exons. Lineage: Eukaryota; Metazoa; Chordata; Mammalia; Diprotodontia; Phalangeridae. The coding region runs from base 18 to 422 and encodes 134 amino acids.